Messenger RNA from Amoebophrya sp. A25, 3962 nucleotides. The record is from the annotation of a GenBank genome assembly. NCBI's taxonomy places the organism in Eukaryota, Dinophyceae, Syndiniales, Amoebophryaceae.
AUGACAAGAUUAAGGCUUGCCCGUAAUUCAUCCCUCAAGAGGUGUAUCUUUGAAGAGAAGAUGCUUUCCAGGGGGAACCACGUCAAAGAUGACUUCCAAGAUGAAUUUAGGGAAGCUUGCUCUAACAAGCGAACCCCCUCGUCGUCUAGUUCGUCCGGGAGGACACCAGGCAAUCGAGCAAGAGGCCAGCCUGGUGCUGCGCCACGUGGUAAAAACGAACUGGCAUCAGCUUCAUCACAAGACUCAUCGUCGCAAGCGUCUAGUCAACGAACAGGAGAUGCAAAUGCAUCUUCUUCGAGUAUAAACUCCUCAAAGAACAGUUCCUCAAGCAGUGGCGACGCUCGAACAAGGGAAAGCAGAACGGCAAGUAGCAAGUCUUCUUCUGGCGGCGCAUCGUCAACAGCGCAAGCAGAUGACCAAAGGCAUAAUAGACGAGACAGGCCACGACCUAGGACUCACGAUGACGUGGAAGAGCUUGAGCCAUCAAGCGCGUACAGUCCUUCCAGUGAUGAAAAUGAGGAGGAAGACCAAGGAGGCGGGAGUAGUCCGUCGUCUGGUGACUCAGGGAGUAAUGCAGGAGACGCAUUAGAUCCUGGGGACGCGGAUGAAGCAAUGUCAUCGGACGAGGAAGAAGGCGUGCGCGAAAGGAGAGGUGACCAGGCUGCGGUAGUGCAGAACGACGGAGCAGCUGGGCCACCAGGAGCUGCAGCAGUACCUGCGCAAGAUGGAGGAGGCGGGAAUAAUGGUGCGGCACAACGCGCAGCACCAGCUGCUCCUGCUGCUCGGAACGGCGUACCACCUGGGCAAGACCCGAACCAGCAUAGCACAGCACAGAUGUUCGGCGAUUUUCCGCAUGAAAGCGCAAUAGUCAUGCGAAGAGGGAUCGAGCUCGGCGUCAUUUGCUCCUAUGUACUCGUCGCGCAUUGCAUAGUAAUAACCAUCCAGUACUGGGAUUCAGAGGUGGAAAUGGACACGCUCUUACGCGCGUUGGCGGUAUUUACUACUAACAAAAACAAUUAUUAUCUCCCUUAUACUAGAACAACAGGAAUACAUAGUUAGAAGUCUCUCUGCUCUUCCUCACGCCUAGAGUUGGUUUAAAUCCACUUCUUUCUAUGUUUCUAUCGUUUGUCUUCAGCUACAACAUGUAUAGUCUUUCUUGAGCAGACUCCUGUUCUGUCUCCGAUCGAUCGGAGCAACACGAAAACCGAGGAGCUAUUCAUAGAAAAGUAUACAUAGACAAGCAAAAACUGUUGAACAACAGAUUCUCCGGAUUAUCUGUGCCAUGCCGCGACCGUAUUAUUGGUUUCACACCAGGGCACAGUUUGUCGAGUCUCGAUAUCAACCGACGCCACAGCUAGUCACGCGACGGUUGCUGCAGAUUUACAACAAGCAAAGCAUAGUCGAGAAGGUUUUCUUCGCCUUCUACUAUGCCUGGCUUCUUGGCGUCGCGAUAAUAACGUUACUUGUGCCAACGACGCCAGCAGUUGGCUACUCUGCAGCACUUUGGAGGUACUUUUUGUUCGCUUUUUCUUGUGCAAGGAAGAGGAAUAGACAUGCAUAUGUUUGCCGCUCUUGGCUUACUCUUCGUCCCUCUCCCUCAUAAAACCAAUGCAUCAUCGAUCGACUAACACUAAGGAUCACUUACAUCUGAACUACCCCUACCGAGGACCUGUCUAUUAUAUAUCCGGGUCAUAAGUGAAAACAAGAAGAGAACCCUUGUGAUCAAAUUCAGGUUACCAAAUACCAGAACCAUACACUCUGACAAUCAGGCACUGCGUGCUGAACAUGAUUUCUCUGAUCGUGCACCGGUUGCUGUGCGUGAGUCUGUUUUACUAUGUUAUGCACUCGGACUUGAUGCGCGGAAUACCCAAGGACAUCGUCGACAAAUACACCACCAAGUAUUAUUGUUAAGGCUACUUGGGAAAAAUCAUAAGCAUAACCAUCUUCCCCAUCAUCUUGGAUGUAUGAUGCCACUCACUGAGAACGAAGAUAUGAGUAUGUCGUUCCCAAGUAAGAAGGCAAAGGGGGAACGCCAUUCCCCUAUCGACAUUCUCAAAGAGUGGAAACAUUCACUGGGCCCGUUUUGAAGAGAAAACGGCCACCAAGGUUAUAGAUCAGAACUUUCCAACCAGCAUGUUAUAGUAUAACGCGUUGCUAAAAUAACGAGUUAAGCCUGUCAUUUGCUCACGAAGAUGGAAAUGGUAAUGGAUUUAAGCAACUUCUAAUAUUGGGAGGAGCAUAUGCGAUUGACCGAUCCCUUUAUGAUGUGGUCUUCAUCCACGACGAAGAAGAGCAGCAGCAAGUCUUCCGCUAGAACAGGCUCGAAAGCAUCAAUACUCACCUCCAAAUCUAGCAUUAAGGCUCAACUUUCAUUGGUCAUUGGGGUUGGUCACUGAGAUCGGAGAGGCGACCCCUUUAGAGAACAGAGCAAAAGGGAGGGGAAACAAGUCGUGGAGAGGUGUGGGGCCCUUCCCGUUCAGAGUCAGUGACCAAUGACUGCUGACCUCUAAUAGCCGCAAAGAGUCCGCCACGUCGUCUAAAUCUAGCAGUAAAGAGUCAUCCACGGCGUCUACCUCAUCUCAACGAAGUGGGCGCGGAAAAAACAAAGCAAAGAAUACAGACGCAGCUGAGGACGAAAACAUGGUAUGCUCUCCCGCGCCCCUCGAGAAUCGCGCAGAGAGCAAGGAGUCAACAGCUAGCAACACAGCCGAUGACGACGAGGCGGACUGCGCUAUCUGCUACGGGCCGUACUCACGGGGAGACCACAUACGAAGGCUAAAAUGCGGUAUUAUUAACAGAAUCUAUUUAUCACUUUCUGUGUAAUGAUUCAUGAUUUCCUCUAGCCUUCCAGUUCCAGAAUGACAAGAACCUCUUCAGGUCAUACGUUUCAUGUAGCGUGUGUGGAUACGUGGCUCUUAGGACACCAGAAUAAAUGUCCCUUGUGCGGUUUCGUAGUUGGGCCACACUUCCUCGACGAUGAGGAGGAGGAGGAAGACGACACCUAAGAAAUGGCUCAGCAGGCCGUUGCGAAGCAUGUUCACUUCACCGCAGGAGCCAUCUUUUCCCAUUAUUGAGAGGCAAUUUCCCCAACCCGCCUGUACAUCGAAAAAAAGUGCUCUAUUUAUUUAAGUAAAAGAAUUAUUUUUUCACCCAAGAUGAUAUUAGAGGUAAUCUUUUCAUCCCCGCCUGAAGAAAAGGAUUACGAUCCCAAUAGUCGUGCUAUCCUUCCCGUUCCCCAUCCUAAUCGUUGUGGUAUUUACGAUCGAUGUGCAUCAACUUUGACGCUGCUGCAUUUUUUAUUUGGGAAUCACUGCUGUCAACCGAGGAAAUGUAGAGGCUGCAUAGUACAUUUUAAAAGAUGAUUUCAAAUUCAAAUUUCGAUGCAACACAAUUCAAGAAUAUGGGCAUGCAUGAGCAGGUGCAUCUUCUUUAAUAUACGUCACUAUGCUAAAAUCAAAUUCAAAUUCCUGCUAUUCUUUCCAUUCAAAUAUCACAGGAGCGUUGCUUGGGCGUCGUUUCCAUAGCCUUGAUCUUCUGAUGUUGAUCAACAUACGAUAUUAUACAUAAUCUUGAAGCUCCUAAUUACUUAAGUCUAACAGUCUUCUACAUCUAAACCUCCCGGACACUUAUUUUCGAAAAAUUGCCCGUCAUCCACCCACAUUUGUCGAGUCUGUGUCCGCUGUGUCAUCGCAUGCACACUAUGAGACGCACCAGCAUCUGUGCAGUUUCUAUAAUCCUUAUCUUUUGUCAUUCAAAAAUAUUUAUCGCUUUAUUAUUGUGCACUAGAAUCGAUACAUCAGGAUUGUCCCUGUCCUGUCCUCCGUGAAGUGAGGCGGGGGCCCCGGAUGAAUAACUGAAAUUGGAUGUCAGCAACGUCCUUAACAGUUGUGAACGCUUGUUUCGUCGUAGAUGAGCCCACUCCUAUCCACCUAGCCUGUCAUCUACAGGAAGAAGCGUCUACA